Molecule: messenger RNA, 1707 nt
Organism: Penicillium vulpinum
Lineage: Eukaryota; Fungi; Ascomycota; Eurotiomycetes; Eurotiales; Aspergillaceae
Product: tetratricopeptide repeat protein
Exons: 1
Coding region: 1-1707 (568 amino acids)
Cellular component (GO): intracellular anatomical structure
Molecular function (GO): protein binding
Source: RefSeq, a predicted model, not a curated record
AUGUCGGAAGAUCCAUACUUUGAUCUCGGCUCAUAUCGAUUGCCCGUGAAGACAAACUCUCCAGAAUGCCAGGUUUGGUUUGAUCGCGGAUACCGUUGGGCCCAGGGUUUCAAUCAUGGAGAAGCAGCCCGUUGCUUCAGGAACGCUAUUGCACAUGACGAAACUUGUGCUAUGGCAUAUUGGGGUCUUUCCUAUGCCAUAGGACCAAACUACAACAAAGCCUGGAUUCGAUUUGAUCGAUCAGACUUACUUAACACAACCACCGAAGCCCCGCUCCUUCUUCAAAAAGCCCAAGCAUGCACUACCCAAGAAGCCCCAGUAGAAUUUGCUCUAAUCGAGGCGCUGAAAGCUCGGUUUCCACAAUCCCAAGUGAUACCUGAAGAUCUUGGCUCGCUGGAUCGAAGCUAUGGGGAGGCUAUGCGUGCGGUGUAUGAAAAGUUUCCGGAUGAUUUGGAUAUUUCCGCUCUGACCGCAGAAGCCUUGAUGUGUCUCACUCCACGUGGUCUAUGGAACCUCGAUACGGGAAAGCCUACUGGCCAUCAUACGGUACUGGCUCGUGAGAUAAUAGAGAGGGCGAUGACACUUCCAGGGGGCGCAGAACAUCCCGCGUUAUGCCAUCUCUAUAUCCAUUUAAUGGAAAUGUCUCCAUAUCCAGAAACCGCCUUGCCAGCAGCCGAUCGGCUACGCUCUUUAAUGCCCGAGGCAUCCCAUAUGCUUCAUAUGCCGACUCACAUCGAUAUCGCCUGUGGCGAUUAUCGUAGAGCCGUGGACUCGAAUCACCAAGCUAUGCUUGCCGAUGAUAAGUUCUUUGCUCGCACAGAAGGAACCCAUCUCUACAAGUUAUACCGGGCGCAUAACAUCUAUGUGAAACUGUAUAGUGCCUUGAUUUCUGGCCGCUCCCAGGACGCGCUCUCUGCGGCACAUCGUCUCCCUGGAGUACUUACCACCGAGGUGCUUUCUAUUUCGAGCCCGCCAAUAGCAGAUUGGGCAGAGAGCUUUCUCGGUGCGAUUGUUCAUGUCCUAGUCCGAUUUGGUCGCUGGGAGGAAAUUCUACAAAAUCUCCCGAUACCAGAGAACAAGCAGUUGUACUGUUCUACAACAAGUAUGAUCUAUUAUGGCCGAGGUAUUGCACUUGCGGUACUUGGUCGAGUUGAUGAAGCAAAGCUCGAACAAACCAAGUUUGAAGAGAUCAGAGCCCUCGUGCCGAGAACCCGUCUUAGUAGCCAGCCGGCUCUGGAGGUCGAUGUAUUGAAUGUUGCAUCGGCUAUGCUACAAGGCGAGAUCCAUUACAGAGAGGGAAAUUUCGAGGUUGCAUUUCGCAGCUUGCGAGAGGCCGUUGCUCUGGAAGAUAAUCUCCCUUAUUCAGACCCCCCGCCUUGGAUGCAGCCAACUCGGCAUGCGCUGGGCGCCUUACUUUUAGAACAAGGCCAUGUCGAGGAAGCAGAGCUAGUAUACCGAGAGGACCUUGGACUGAGCGACAACUUACCCAGGCGCAAAGCAAGAUUGAAUAAUAUUUGGGGACUUCAUGGUCUCCAUGAAUGCUUGACCAAGACCGGCAAGAUUGCAGAGGCAAAGAUCAUUGGCAUCCAGAAAGAACUAGCUUUAGCGUCUGCAGAUGUUCCCAUUGCUGCUUCAUGUUUCUGCCGUCUUUCUGCUUCGCAGGCAACAAAUGAUCCCCAACCCUCCAAAUCGAAAUGCUGCGCCUGA